AACUCUAUAACUGCGAGAGAGGCAUCGAACGCCGAGGCCGUAGCCGGAGUUCUCCUCGCCGUCCGAUUCCCAAACCGGAGUAGCGGUGUCGUCGCCAUGGCCGGAAGAGGGAAGGCGAUCGGCUCCGCCGCAGCGAAGAAGUCCAUGUCGAGGAGCAGCAAGGCGGGGCUUCAGUUCCCUGUCGGUAGGAUCGCCCGCUUCCUCAAGGCCGGCAAGUACGCUGAGCGCGUCGGCGCUGGCGCCCCCGUCUACCUCGCAGCCGUCCUCGAGUACCUCGCCGCCGAGGUUUUGGAGCUCGCUGGGAACGCGGCGAGGGACAACAAGAAGACCAGGAUCGUCCCCAGGCACAUCCAGCUCGCGGUGAGGAACGACGAGGAGCUGUCCAAGCUACUGGGGGAGGUCACCAUUGCGAGCGGCGGUGUGAUGCCCAACAUCCACAACCUCCUCCUCCCCAAGAAGGCCGGCUCUGGCUCCUCCAAGGCUGCACCUGGAGACGAUGACAACUGAUAGCUCAGACCUUCCCCCUCCCACUCUUUGGAGAUUAGCGUGCAUAGGUUGUGAACUCUUUUAGAUCCCAAUGUGUGAUUUUUUUGGCCUACCUUUAGAUUUGUCUCACUUAAAGUUGCUGAAAUCAAGUAAUGACAAAGUGGGAUUUGAAGUCA
Molecule: messenger RNA, 662 nt
Organism: Musa acuminata AAA Group (dessert banana)
Lineage: Eukaryota; Viridiplantae; Streptophyta; Magnoliopsida; Zingiberales; Musaceae
Product: probable histone H2A.2
Exons: 2
Coding region: 97-507 (136 amino acids)
Biological process (GO): heterochromatin formation
Cellular component (GO): nucleosome; chromatin
Molecular function (GO): structural constituent of chromatin; protein heterodimerization activity; DNA binding
Source: RefSeq, a predicted model, not a curated record